This is a messenger RNA of Fusarium verticillioides 7600, 864 nucleotides long. RefSeq lists its product as hypothetical. The record is from RefSeq and is a predicted model, not a curated record. The transcript has a single exon. NCBI's taxonomy places the organism in Eukaryota, Fungi, Ascomycota, Sordariomycetes, Hypocreales, Nectriaceae. Bases 1 to 864 code for a protein of 287 amino acids.
AUGUUUUCGGUGCUUCCCAAUACAGAGCAAGUGAUCCUCGCUACCAUGGGUAAUGAUAUCGGCAAGCUCAUGGGGCCGCGAAUUGUCAGCUUUUUCCCUGAACAAGCACCUAGAUGCGAAGAUGACUAUCGCAGAAUCGAGGCAACGAUAUACAUCGGAUCUCAUAUGCCUAGACCCGGACCAUAUCAAGUGUUCGAGCGACUUCACCGCACUCGCUUCCAGGACAGGAACCAUCGGUCGAGGCGAAUGUCUGUCACAAAGGACACCUUCUUGACACACAACAUGGUCUUCCCAAAGGCCGUGCCCUCGCAGUUUGGAUCUCUUCAUGGAUAUAACCUCAUCAGUCUUGGCCUCCGUCUGGUUGCGUCAACUUUUGAUUAUGGCGAAGUUAUUCCACACAUCCAGUUGACAGAAUAUGCUUGGCGACCUUUGAGCCUCAGGGCAUUUCCUCAACUUGAAGAGUUUACUAUGAUGUGUCUGCGACAUACCAGCCGCAGCCACCAAAGUCAUCUACCCUUUCUCAAUUCCUCAGCAAACAGACGAGGUGAGUACUAUGGUUUCCGCUACCACCAAGAUACCCACCGCGUGGAGUACACUCAGCUAAUUUGGUCCGACGUCUCAGAGCUUGCACUCGCUGGCGAAGACCCUGCAAAUGGGCUAUUUCCUUAUACAAUUGUCCGUUUGUGGAUUGUCGGACAACGCCAUGGUCGAUAUAGGAUGCCAACAGAGCUCGAAUGGACGCAUCUAGACCUUUAUUCGGACUUUGGGGAGCACCAUCUCAACAGAAUCAGAGACUUGUGGAUUCUGACUCGAAUGAGACUCGAGAACCCGAUUCGAGAUGAGACUUGUCAGAUAGUAGUCUGA